UCCACACCUCUCUCAUCCGUCUCUCUCUCUCUCACUCGAUACUUUUUGCCCGACAUACAGUCAUACCGUGUAUCUAGACAACGCUCCUGCGGGAGCUGACCAGUUUUCUCUCUAAACAAACAAAGCUACAGCCUACAUCUGAAGCUUUCCUUUGGAUCUUAGAUUCUGAACUCAAGGCCAGGCGAAAGACAGGCCUCCUCUAUCUUUUGUAGCAGCUGCCCGGACUCCGGCGUGUCAUCGCCGUUGUACGAAGAGUUUUUCUUCAUCUGAACGACCCUUUGCGUUGUAGGCAUGUGAAAGAGAAAGUAUCGGCUGCAGUGGUUCAAUCACUAUGGAGUCGUGCAACUGCAUUGAUCCACAGUGGCCGGCUGAUGAAUUAUUAAUGAAGUACCAAUAUAUUUCUGACUUCUUCAUUGCACUUGCUUAUUUCUCCAUCCCUCUAGAGCUGAUCUACUUCGUCAAGAAAUCUGCAGUGUUUCCUUAUAGAUGGGUCCUCGUUCAGUUUGGUGCUUUCAUAGUUCUGUGCGGGGCUACACACCUGAUUAACUUAUGGACUUUUACAACGCAUUCUAAAACUGUGGCAAUAGUAAUGACCACUGCCAAGUUUUUAACUGCUGCAGUGUCAUGUGCAACAGCCCUCAUGCUUGUACAUAUUAUUCCUGAUUUAUUGAGUGUUAAAACCAGAGAACUGUUCUUGAAAAACAAGGCAGCAGAGCUUGAUAGAGAAAUGGGCUUGAUUCGCACUCAGGAAGAAACAGGUCGUCAUGUCAGAAUGUUGACUCAUGAGAUCAGAAGCACUCUUGACAGACAUACUAUACUGAAAACCACUCUUGUCGAACUGGGUAGAACUUUGGCAUUGGAAGAGUGUGCCUUGUGGAUGCCAACACGUACUGGCUUGGAGCUUCAACUCUGCUACAAUCUCCGUCAGCAGAACCCAGUUGGAUAUUAUACUGUGCCCAUUCAUCUUCCUGAGAUCAAUCAUGUUUUCAGUAGUAACCAUGCAGUAAAAAUAUCACCCAAUUCUCCAGUGGCAAGACUACGACCUCUUCCUGGGAAAUACAUGCCUGGGGAGGUUGUUGCGGUCCGUGUCCCGCUUUUAUAUCUUUCUAACUUCCAAAUUAAUGACUGGCCAGAGCUCUCAACAAAACGUUAUGCUUUGAUGAUCUUGAUGCUGCCCUCAGAUAGUGCAAGGCAAUGGCAUGUCCAUGAGUUAGAGCUGGUUGAAGUGGUUGCUGAUCAGGUGGCAGUUGCUCUGUCACAUGCUGCAAUCCUAGAAGAGUCAAUGAGGGCAAGGGAUCUUCUCAUGGAGCAGAAUGUUGCACUAGACCUGGCCAGGAGAGAAGCAGAAACAGCUGUUCGUGCUCGCAAUGAUUUCUUGGCGGUUAUGAACCAUGAGAUGAGAACUCCCAUGCAUGCAAUUAUUGUACUUUCUUCUUUGCUGCAGGAGACUGAGCUGACACCUGAGCAGCGGCUGAUGGUCGAAACAAUACUAAAGAGUAGUUAUCUUUUGGCUACCCUCAUAAAUGAUGUAUUAGACCUUUCAAGGCUUGAAGAUGGCAGCCUUCAACUUGACAUUGGAACUUUUAACCUUCAUUCUAUAUUUAAGGAGGUCCUUAACUUGAUAAAGCCUGUUGCAUCUGUCAAGAAGUUGUCGGUUACAUUAAAUUUAGCGCAAGAUUUGCCAGUGUAUGCUGUAGGUGAUGAAAAACGCCUUAUGCAAACCAUGCUGAAUGUUGUUGGUAAUGCUGUGAAGUUCUCUAAAGAGGGCAGCAUCUCAAUCACAGCAUUUGUUGCAAAAUCAGAUUCUUUAAGAGAUUCUCGUGCACCAGACUUUUUUCCUGUGCCAAGUGAUGAUCACUUUUAUUUGCGUGUACAGGUGAAAGAUUCGGGAUCAGGAAUUAGCCCUCAGGAUAUGCCAAAACUAUUUACCAAAUUCUCACAAACUCAAUCAUUGGCGACAAGAAAUUCUGGUGGCAGUGGACUUGGCCUUGCAAUUUGUAAGAGGUUUGUAAACCUUAUGGACGGACAUAUUUGGCUUGAUAGUGAAGGUCUUGGCAAGGGAUGUACUGCCAUUUUCAUUGUGAAACUUGGGAUUCCACGGCUAGCAAAUGAAUCUAAGUUUCCUUUUGCCCCUAAAGUGUCAGCAAAUCAUGGUCUGACAAACUUUCCAGGGCUCAAGGUUCUUCUUAUGGACAAUAAUGGGGUUAGCAGGACGGUGACAAGGGGACUACUCAUGCACUUGGGAUGUGAGGUGACAACUGUAGUCUCAAGUGAGGAGUGCUUGCACGUUGUUUCUCAUGAACACCAAGUGGUCUUCUUGGAUGUUUGUGCGCCAGGUAUUGAUGGUUAUGAGCUUGCUGUUGGUAUUCAUGAAAAAUUUACAAGACGUCAUGAAAAGCCACUUAUAGUAGCACUUACCGGAGAUACGGAUGAGGUUAUGAAGGAGAACUGCACGAGGGUUGGUAUAAAUGGAGUCAUAAUGAAGCCUGUUUCAGUUGAUAAAAUGAGGAGCAUUUUAGCAGAGCUUUUGGCGCACCGGGUUCUGUACUAGGCUAUGUCAAACAAGCAGCUCUAGUAUGUAAGUCCAGAAAGGUUUGUUCUGUGAUUUCACUCUCCUGUAUGGUGGUGUGGUGACUACCGAUGUGGAGACACAUUUCACACCACUAACAUGUCAUAGUUUAAUUUAUAAGAGUAAUAUAAAAAUUUGAGUAUUGUAAAUCAGAUCUUGCAAAGUAUGGCCCCCGCACCGACUUAAAAAUAGAAAAUUUCUACCUUCUCAAAA
This is a messenger RNA of Carya illinoinensis, 2782 nucleotides long. Its product is annotated as ethylene receptor. Bases 332 to 2551 code for a protein of 739 amino acids. Gene Ontology annotation, molecular function: phosphorelay sensor kinase activity; ethylene receptor activity; ethylene binding. The transcript has 7 exons. Lineage: Eukaryota; Viridiplantae; Streptophyta; Magnoliopsida; Fagales; Juglandaceae. Gene Ontology annotation, biological process: response to ethylene; phosphorelay signal transduction system; phosphorylation. The record is from RefSeq and is a predicted model, not a curated record. Gene Ontology annotation, cellular component: endoplasmic reticulum; endoplasmic reticulum membrane.